UUUCUAGAUUGAUUCCUGGCUUUUUUCCAGGUUAAAGGAACAGUUUUUAUGACCGAUAACGGUGGCGCAGUUGUUGACAUCAUAGCAAAAGCUUCGGCAUCCUUGCCUGUCCAAGAGGCCUGUAUUCAUAGAAUUAAGCAUGUAUCAGAGGCCGGCAUAUAUCCAGGAUUGGUUGAAGAGUUUGUUAUAAUUGGUGAGAAGCCUUCUGAUGAUAGCUUGAUUUUAAGUUUGCGGGCAAUACAGUAUGAUCUUGCAUGGGAAAGGUGUCGACAGCUCCAGGCUGAAGACGUUGUUGUGAAGGGUAAGGUUGUAGGGGGAAAUAAAGGAGGUGUGGUGGCGGUCGUGGAAGGCCUUCGUGGUUUUGUUCCAUUUUCACAAAUCUCUACGAAAUCAACUGCCGAAGAACUCAUCGAUAAAGAGCUGCCUCUGAAAUUUGUAGAGGUUGAUGAGGAACAAUCAAGACUGGUACUUAGCAACCGCAAGGCUAUGGCUGAUAGUCAGGCUCAGCUCGGAAUUGGAUCGGUUGUCCUUGGAACAGUACAGAGUUUGAAACCAUAUGGUGCCUUUAUCGACAUUGGCGGGAUUAAUGGUCUUCUCCAUGUUAGCCAGAUUAGUCAUGACCGAGUUUCUGACAUUUCAACCGUACUUCAACCCGGUGACACCCUCAAGGUGAUGAUAUUAAGCCAUGAUCGGGAAAGAGGCCGAGUGAGUCUUUCAACAAAGAAGCUCGAACCAACACCCGGUGACAUGAUUCGUAAUCCUAAACUCGUGUUUGAAAAAGCCGACGAGAUGGCUCAGACUUUCCGACAGAGAAUUGCUCAAGCAGAGGCAAUGGCACGAGCCGACAUGUUGAGAUUUCAGCCAGAGAGCGGAUUAAGUCUUAGCUCAGACGGGAUUCUCGGCCCACUUACGCCGGACUUACCAGCCGAAGGACUGGAUUUAUCUGAUAUUCCCCCAGCAGAAGAAGAAGCAGCUUACAGCGAAUAGAAUAUUGUCGAAUUUUUUGUAUCUGUUAUCAAUUCAAACUUGUUUGCAGAGGAGAUAAAAUGUCAAAAAGUGUUCUCAGUACAUGAAUAUGUAACCAUGAUGAACAUGUUUGCAGGUUUGCAAGCAUUGCUCAUGAAGUGUAGUUUUUGUUGAUUUGGUUUCACAUUCUCUGAA
Molecule: messenger RNA, 1161 nt
Organism: Dioscorea cayenensis subsp. rotundata (Guinea yam)
Lineage: Eukaryota; Viridiplantae; Streptophyta; Magnoliopsida; Dioscoreales; Dioscoreaceae
Product: 30S ribosomal protein S1, chloroplastic
Exons: 6
Coding region: 49-987 (312 amino acids)
Biological process (GO): translation
Cellular component (GO): chloroplast stroma
Molecular function (GO): mRNA binding; structural constituent of ribosome
Source: RefSeq, a predicted model, not a curated record